Molecule: messenger RNA, 1869 nt
Organism: Cricetulus griseus (Chinese hamster)
Lineage: Eukaryota; Metazoa; Chordata; Mammalia; Rodentia; Cricetidae
Source: RefSeq, a predicted model, not a curated record
AUGGCGCUUCGCGGACCCCUCCGGCCGCGCAAAGUUCGCAGGAGGCGAGAGAUGCUGCCGCAGCAAGUUGGCUUCGUGUGCGCCGUACUGGCCCUGGUGUGCUGUGCGUCUGGCCUCUUCGGAAGCUUGGGCCACAAAACAGCUUCUGCUAGCAAACAUGUUCUGCCAGACACAUGGCGAAAUAGAAAGUUGAUGGCACCGAUAAAUGGAACUCCGCCUGCUAAGAACUGCACAGAUCCUGCGAUUCACGAGUUCCCUACAGACCUGUUCUCCAACAAGGAGCGACAGCAUGGUGCUGUCCUGCUACACAUCCUCGGUGCUCUCUACAUGUUCUACGCCCUGGCCAUCGUGUGUGAUGACUUCUUUGUCCCGUCCCUAGAGAAGAUCUGUGAGAAACUUCAUCUGAGUGAAGAUGUGGCUGGUGCCACCUUCAUGGCUGCAGGAAGCUCAACACCAGAGCUGUUUGCUUCUGUCAUUGGUGUGUUCAUCACCCAUGGAGAUGUUGGUGUGGGGACUAUUGUGGGCUCUGCUGUGUUUAACAUCCUAUGUAUCAUUGGAGUAUGUGGACUCUUUGCUGGACAGGUGGUGCGGUUGACAUGGUGGGCUGUGUGCCGUGACUCUGUGUAUUACACACUCUCUGUCGUCGUGCUCAUUGCGUUCAUAUACGAUGAGGAAAUUGUGUGGUGGGAAGGCCUCGUGCUCAUCAUCUUGUACGUGUUUUAUAUCCUUAUCAUGAAGUACAAUAUGAAGAUGCAGACGUUUUUCACAACCAAACAAAAGAGCAUUGCAAAUGGUAACCCAGUCAGCAGCGAGCUGGAAGAUGGUAAUGACCUCUAUGAUGGUAGCUAUGACGACCCUUCUGUGCCAUUGCUGGGGCAAGUAAAGGAGAAACCUCCCUAUGGCAAGACCCCCGUGGUGAUGGUAGAUGAGAUUCUGAGCUCCAGCCCUCCCAAGUUCACCUUCCCUGAGGCCGGCCUGCGCAUCAUGAUCACCAACAAGUUUGGACCCAGGACCCGACUACGGAUGGCCAGCAGGAUCAUAAUUAAUGAGCGACAGAGGUUGAUCAACUCGGCCAAUGGUGUUAAUAGCAAGCCACUGCAAAAUGGGAGACACGAGAACAUGGAGAAUGGAAAUGUCCCUGGGGAGAACCCUGAAGACCCACAGCAGGGCCAGGAGCAGCAGCCACCACCGCAGCCACCACCCCCAGAACCAGAGUCAGUAGAGACAGUCUUCCUGUCCCCCUUCUCAAUGCCUGAGGCAAAAGGCGACAAGGCUAAGUGGGUGUUCACUUGGCCCCUCAUCUUCCUCCUGUGUGUCACCAUCCCCAACUGCAGCAAGCCCCGCUGGGAGAAGUUCUUCAUGGUCACCUUCAUCACGGCCACGCUGUGGAUCGCCGUGUUCUCCUACCUCAUGGUGUGGCUGGUGACUAUUAUUGGAUACACGCUUGGGAUCCCUGAUGUCAUCAUGGGCAUCACCUUCCUGGCAGCAGGCACAAGUGUCCCAGACUGCAUGGCCAGCUUAAUAGUGGCAAGACAAGGACUUGGAGACAUGGCAGUCUCUAACACCAUCGGAAGCAAUGUGUUUGACAUCCUGGUGGGACUUGGCAUCCCGUGGGGCCUGCAGACCAUGGUUAUUAAUUAUGGAUCCACAGUGAAGAUCAACAGCCGGGGUCUGGUCUAUUCCGUGGUGCUGCUGCUGGGCUCCGUCGCUCUCACUGUCCUUGGCAUCCACCUCAACAAAUGGCGCCUGGACCGGAAGCUGGGCAUCUACGUGCUGGUCCUCUAUGCCGUCUUCCUGUGCUUCUCCAUAAUGAUAGAGUUCAAUGUCUUUACUUUCGUCAACUUGCCCAUGUGCCGAGAAGAUGACUAA